This is a messenger RNA of Acomys russatus (golden spiny mouse), 1157 nucleotides long. RefSeq names its product testis expressed 38 (gene Tex38). Lineage: Eukaryota; Metazoa; Chordata; Mammalia; Rodentia; Muridae. The record is from RefSeq and is a predicted model, not a curated record. Bases 498 to 1103 code for a protein of 201 amino acids. The transcript has 2 exons.
UCCCUUGAGCCAGCUUGCUUCUGACAGCUUGGCCUAAUUAUUUGUCGAGGGCAGACAUGCCCAAUUCUGUGUGUGCUCUCUGUCCCAGGCAGCACUGGGGAGGAUACCCAGUGGUGUUUCCUUGCUCCCCAAUCACAUGAUUAGCCCCUUGAGAAUGCAGAGGCCUUUCCAGGGGCUGCUCCAUGGGUUCACUGUAAGGAGGAGGGCAGACAACUCUGGUGGCUCAGCCUUUGGUAGAGCAGAAGGUGACUGUUGCUUAUGAGAUGCCACAGGAUGGGGUCAUUGCUUCUGUUACCAGGACUACUCCACAAACACUGGGCCUGGAAUGCCGGGCAGACAGAACCUGAUGACCUUUCCUUUAGAGAACAAUGAGACCUGGGUCUUCCGAGGGCUCCUAUUGGUGGAGAGAUGUGGAUUUCCUCUCCCCAGAGUGAUAGGCUGGGUGUCAAGGCUGAGCCCUUACGGAGUCCCAAAAUGAGGACCUGAGUCUCCCUGGCAUGUGGAUCUCCUUGUGCGUUGGAUUCCUGGGGCUGUGCUCCAUGCUAAUAGGCAGCUUCAUUCUCUUUCUGCACUGGAGGAAGAACUUGCAGAGAGAAGAGCGUGCCCAGCAGUGGGUGGAAGCGAUGAGAGCCUCUGCGUUCACCUACAGCCCACUGCUGUACUGGGUAAACAAGAGGAGGCACCUUGGCAUGAAUACAGCCAUUAACACAGGCCCUCCCGCUGCUAUAACCAGGACGGAGCCGGACAUUCUGAAUCCAGAUUCUCUGUGGGAGCUGGGCAUCUCUGAAGGCAGGAACUAUGCUGUGCAAGACCGAAGCCCUGAGGGUGAAGCCUCUGGUCCUUUGCACAAUGUUCCAGAGGUCCCAAAGCAGCCCCCGCCUUCAACAGUGCCACAGUCUCAGACUGAUUCCCCACUCCCACUCCCCAUCUUUCAGGAGGUGCCAUUUACUCUGUCCCUCUGCCACCUCCCUCCCAUGCUCAACCACUCUGUCUCCUACCCUUUGGCUGACGGCCCUGAAAGGAAUGUUCAUUUCUAUUCCUUCCCAACACUGGCCCAUGGAGCAAACUGCUUUAAGGCCAAGCCUUUUGCUUCAGAACUGUAGUUUCCUCUCAGUGAGGGUAGGAGCUGCAGGUGCAGAAGGUUCCCUUUGGUAGAA